Molecule: messenger RNA, 1274 nt
Organism: Glycine soja
Lineage: Eukaryota; Viridiplantae; Streptophyta; Magnoliopsida; Fabales; Fabaceae
Product: prohibitin-1, mitochondrial-like
Exons: 6
Coding region: 11-1021 (336 amino acids)
Biological process (GO): mitochondrion organization
Cellular component (GO): membrane; mitochondrion
Source: RefSeq, a predicted model, not a curated record
UGCAACAGGAAUGCAUUUAUUAUCCUUUUCUUUUUCUUGUUGGGAAAGUUUAAACCCUACAGAAAAUCGCUACAUAAACCCCGCAACAAACAACCAACCCCCAAACCCCUCACUCUUCUCGGCGUCCAUCGGAAAUUUCCAAGGUAAAAAGAUGAAUCUGAAGAACAUGAAGAUUCCGAACGUUCCAGGUGGCGGUGCGUCCUCUGCGCUGCUGAAGCUUGGGCUUCUUGGUGGAAUUGGUUUAUAUGCAGCUGCUAACAGUCUCUACAACGUUGAAGGAGGUCACCGAGCCAUUGUUUUCAACCGUCUAGUUGGUGUCAAAGACAAGGUCUAUCCUGAAGGAACACACUUUAUGAUUCCGUGGUUUGAGAGGCCUGUUAUCUAUGAUGUCCGUGCACGACCCCAUCUAGUUGAGAGUACAUCUGGUAGUCGUGAUCUACAGAUGGUGAAAAUUGGACUUCGAGUUCUUACUCGCCCUUUGCCCAACCAAUUACCUACGGUUUAUCGGACCCUUGGAGAGAAUUAUAAUGAAAGGGUUUUACCUUCAAUCAUACAUGAAACUUUGAAAGCCGUGGUUGCCCAGUACAAUGCCAGCCAGCUUAUUACUCAGCGAGAGGCUGUUAGUCGGGAAAUCCGGAAGAUUCUAACUGAAAGGGCUGCUAACUUCAAUAUUGCCCUUGAUGAUGUGUCAAUUACUAGUCUGACUUUUGGCAAGGAGUUUACUGCUGCAAUUGAAGCUAAGCAGGUAGCUGCACAAGAAGCUGAGAGGGCUAAAUUUGUUGUGGAAAAAGCUGAGCAAGACAAGAGAAGUGCUGUAAUUAGAGCACAGGGAGAAGCAAAAAGUGCCCAACUGAUUGGGCAAGCUAUUGCCAACAAUCCAGCUUUUAUCACACUGAGGAAGAUAGAAGCCGCAAGGGAGAUUGCACAUACUAUAUCAAAUGCGGCAAACAAGGUUUACCUGAAUUCAGAUGAUCUAUUGUUGAAUCUUCAAGAGAUGAAAUUGGAGCCAGGCAGAAAGUGAGUGUGUUAGCCUGUUUGUUUCUUUUUGGUUUUAGCUUGUAAACUAUCAAUUUCAGGAUCGAUUUUCUUGAUAUGUUUUUGCAAAUUCGGAUAUAGCUGGCUUGAUUAGACAACUGAGCGGCAACCCUUUAAAUCUUUGGGAAAGGAUUAAUUGAGAUCCAAACGAAUGCUUCACAUUACUUGAAAUAAUUGCUAGAGUUUAGCAUCCUGAUUUAAUUUUGCUGCCUGAAAUAAGUUGGAUUGUCGGUUUUUUA